Molecule: messenger RNA, 3219 nt
Organism: Amaranthus tricolor (Joseph's coat)
Lineage: Eukaryota; Viridiplantae; Streptophyta; Magnoliopsida; Caryophyllales; Amaranthaceae
Product: PWWP domain-containing protein 3-like
Exons: 3
Coding region: 504-2897 (797 amino acids)
Source: RefSeq, a predicted model, not a curated record
AAACAACCAAACAAACACAAGCACGUGUCAUCACAAAUUCACAAUACUCGUGUCACUGUUCAAUAGUUCAUACACUACCAGAUCAUUUCUUUUAAGCUUUAAUAGAAAUCUUCCUCCAAAAAUCUUACCUUUUCAUUUUUUUGCCCAUUUUUAAUCUAACAAUUUGGAAUCCUCUUCUUAUUUUUCAGUCACUUCCUUCUCCAAACAGCCUAAUAAAUCCGUUGAUUUAUCUUUCUGGGUGUCAAUGAGUUUUGCUGGAAGUUUAAUUUGAGUUAAGACUUGCCCUUUUUAAUUUUUUUUUGAUUCAAUUGUGUUUUUAAUUUGUUGGGUAUUUAGGGUUUUUGUUUACUUGUUGGGUUUAUCUGGAGAUUGGAUUUUGUUGAGAAUUUUGUUUGGAGUAUAGGGUAAACUGAGGGAGAACGGAGAGGGGCAGCGAGAAAUCGAACCAGGACCUUACAAAGGGAAAGUGGACUGAGUGGAUACAUUAGUACCUGGAAACAAACAUGACCGUUGAGGAAAAUCAACAAAAUGAUGUUUCUGUGCCGAAAGUAUCUGAAGAGAGGACGAAUGAUACUUUCAAAAUCAGAAACAAUGUUAUCGGUAAUGAAGCUAGGAAUGUUAACAUUUCCAAACCGAUAUCCCCAGGAAGUCAACAUAAUAACUUUUUUGAGCUGAACGGUGUUUUAGUAUCUGAAGGGAAGACAAAUGAUGAUUCUGAAAUUAGAAACGAUAUUAUUGGUCAUGAAACUAGGGCUGUUGAGAAGUGUAAAUCGAUUUCUCGUAUGGAAGAUGAGAUAGGCAUUUCGGAUACUCAAAAUGGUGUUGUCAGAUAUGGUACCGAGGAUCUCGAUACAUCCAAACAGAGUUCACCUGUCAAAGACAAGGCUGCUCAAAAUGUCUUGUCCAAGUGUUCUGCCGGUGAAAGAGGUUCUUCGAUGAAAGCUGAGGGACUUGAAACAUUGAGACCGAUUUCCCCUUUAAAGGAUGAUACAUUGUUCAAAUGCUCGGAUCCUGUUGUCGGUUGUUCGGUGAAAGAUGGCUGUGACGGUGCUGAGAUCAGACAUCGUAAGGAUUCGGAUGCUUCCAAAGAGAUUUCUCCUACUGAAAAUGAUAACCAGGUAUCAAAAACAAGGGAUGAUGUUGUCAGCAGAGGAGCAGAGGAUUUUGAUGCUUCUAAAGUGAUUCGAGGCAUGGAUGAUGACAUUGUUGAUUCUGAAAUCGGGAAAAAUGUUGAGGAUUUGGAUGCUUCAAAAGUGUGCUUUCCUUCGGAAAAGGAGAGCUGGUCUGAAAUUGGAAAAAAUGUUGGUUGUAGUGCUGAUGGGUUUGAUGCAUCGGAAAUAAGAUUAAAUGCAGUCAGUACUGGAGCGGAGAGUUUAGAUGCUUCCAAAACUAUGUCUCGUAUAAAAGAUGAUGGAUCUUGUCUUUCUAAGAGCCCAACUACCGCUGAAGAUGUGCGUUCAACUUUGGAAAAUGUUGCGGGUCUUAAAGAAUCUAAAAAGAGCGCCGAAUUGCGAGAGAGGAAAAAAAGCAAGUAUUUGUCCCCCCCUUACGUAAAUCUUAGCAAGGGAGCAAAAGCUUUAUCCGAUGCUCUUGCAGAUGGGGAGGAUGAUAAUCAUAUGUCUGAUAAGCAUGUUUUAUCCCCUCCAGUUCCGAAGAAGAAAAAAUAUACGAGAAAAUCGGUUUCCACAUUUGUUAACCUACAAGAAAUAAGUGCAUCAUCAGCCGAAUUACUCUCAGAAUUGCGUUUGGCGGCUUUAGAUUGUACAUAUCCUUAUGACAACGAACGUUUUGAUCCUACUGAAACUAUUUUUGCUAGAUUUCGGGCAUCGGUAUAUCAUGAUAUGUUGAAUUGUGAAGUUGGUAAGGUAAGCAAGGAGCUUACUGCUGGGAGUAAUGGUGUGGUGGAUAAGAGGCAGAAUCGUCUGAUAGGCAGCUCAAGUGGAAGUAAAUCGCUACCGAAAAAGAGGAAGAAAGAGGGUAAAACUACCGGAGCUGGUGGUGCUUUGGUCGAUAACAUUCAGAAUUUUCAUGCCGCAAAUUCAGAUGGAAAUAAGGGUGGAGCGAAAAAGAAGGGGGCGGAAGAAACAACAAUUGGAUUGGCAAAUGUGGUUUCGAAUAGUCUCUUUAAUGUUGAUGUAAAUGUUGCUGAAAGUUGUUCGUUCACCAUUGAAAAUUACCCGACAGAGAUUGCGUCAAAGGUGAAUAUGAAACAGCAACAGGAAGUGUCUGCUCGAGUUACUGAGGUGCCUAAACAGACAACUCUGGAUUUUUCGCAGGAAACAAUGCAUAUGGUUCCAUUGCCUAAUUUGUGCUUUGAGAGUAAGGAAGCUGUUGGCGUUCGAGAUUUGAAUAACCAAUCUGUCCCACUGGGUGUACCGGUUGCUAAAAAGAGGGGAAGGCCAAGAAAAGCUUUGAAUGCUGAUGCUUCCAAUUCUGAUGGCAAUCCUGAGAAAAAGAAGCGGAGGAGAAGGCGGAAGGAUGGGACAUAUGCUGAUGAUCCAUUCCCUAAUUCGUUUUUGGGCUCUAAUGGAACGAAUGCAAAACCCAUUUCGUUGGAGGUUUGUUUGCGGAAUGUGGGCCCGCACACGCCUAUGUCAGCAGCAGCAGCAGUGGCACGUUUGAACGCAGCAAAGAACAAUCAGAUGUGUACUCCACCGAAAUCUAUGCAGACAGUUGAUGGGACUAAUUCUCCGUCUCUCUUGAUGACUCCUGGAACUCCCGGAACUCCUGGCGAGGCACCGUCUAUUGAACAGAUGAGAAAGAGUCUCGAGUUUAUGACAUCCAUGCUGGAGCAAUCAGGCAACAAUCUCUCUGCUGAUAUGAAAGUGAAACUAGAGACCGGGAUCAAGGGACUUCUAAAGAAAGUAAGCUCUAUUCCUGGCUCAUCCUCAUCUUGACUGAUUGCUCAAUUGAUGGCUUUUGAAAGUAGUUUGCUGAAUUAGUCGUUGCACUUUCCUCCCCAACCCGCCUUAGAUGAAGCUGUGUUGUCAUGUGCCUUAGUUUCCUUUAUUUUGCAUUGUUGGUGUGCUUGAAUUGAAGCAUUUAACUUAUUUUGUGGAAGCUUCAUGUAAUUGGCACAUGAGAGUAGUAGGCAUUAGGUAGUGAACUAUUUAUCAGAACUAUUGUCUGGUUUAUAGUUAUGAGCAGCAAAUUUCUGAACCUCUUAUGUGAUCCUCAUUAAUUGAUAAGCCUAGUACGAGUUGCUCCGUUGUCUUAAAA